Diversispora eburnea is the source of this 549-nucleotide messenger RNA. The record is from the annotation of a GenBank genome assembly. Lineage: Eukaryota; Fungi; Glomeromycota; Glomeromycetes; Diversisporales; Diversisporaceae.
AUGAAUAUAUAUAUGAUUUAUCGAAAAGAAUUUAAUCGUAUAGUUUCAAAAUUUAAUCUUGCACGUAAAGAACAUUUCUUGGGAAAAAUGAACCACAAUAUAUUAAAUAUUAUUACAAACAAUUUGCAAAAAAAUGUUAAAAGACGUUUCGAAGAAAUUGUCCCUUCUCUUUGUUUUUUCCACGUCAAUCAAGUAUCUAAUACAAAUGAUAAUCACGUCCCUUUAGACACCACUUACAUUAAUCAUCCGGUUCAUCCACUUCAUUCACCUCAUUCAAUUCAUCCAAUACAUCCAAUUCAUCCAAUUCAUCUAAUUCAUCCACCUCUUCCACUUUAUAAUAAUUAUCAAAAAUUUCUAGAUGCUUAUCCUCUGCUCAUUAAUUCUACUAAUUCUCCACUUCUAAAUAUAGAUCAAGAAACUAACAUGGACCUUUAUAAAUAUAUGACUAUAGAUGAUGACGAAUUUAUUGAUUAUUUUCCUGAAGAUAUUGCCUUAACUUAUAAAGCAAUUAUCCAAUCUUUACCUUUUAAUGACUUAAUCGUGUGGUAA